UGAACCUUCUCCAUCGGAAUAUACAGACGCGUAUUGGAAGUUCUUGAGUGUAAUGAUUCAGGACAAGAUUGCAGUUGCAAUUAAAGGAGACAACUGCAUCCUCAAUUAUGGGUUCAGGUUGUUCAAAAAGAAUGAGAAGAUUGUCAGUCAACAUCAGUAUAUACGCCAAAAACUGAGAGAACUUGGCAGGCUUUUAUUGGAAGCUAAAAAAAUCACACAUGUGAAGACCAUUCAAGAACUCAUCAAACCUGAACAGUACUCCCAGGUUGUCAGAGCUGCAAAAAACCUAUCUGGAUUCAGUGAGGAAACUGGCAUAUACCAAUGUCCCUCUCUUGCACGCAAGGUAGGACACAGCCUGCAUUCAUUGGCUAUGUUUAUCAAGUCCGAAGGACUGAAAAAGAAAGAUAAAGAAACCAUUAAAGAUGCUGAGGAGUUCACACAGUUGUAUUUAGAGAGUUGGAGGUUUGAUAUUGCAGGCCAGGCAUUAACCCAGCUUAACCGGGCCAAAUGGAAUGCACCGCAACUUUUACCUCUUACACAAGAUAUCCAAAGGCUACAUUGCUAUCUAGAAGAAAAACUGCAUCAACAUCUCAAAGAUUUAAAAGAACAUCGUUCAUCCACAAAUUGGAAGGAACUUGCAAAAGUAACGCUGACUCAAGUUAUGCUUUUUAAUCGGCGGAGAGCAGGUGAAGUGUCCCGAAUGCGCCUGUCUGCAUACUUAUCGAAGGACACAUCAGAGGAACAGGAAGAUAUAAAUUUGGCCCUCACAGCGCUUGAGCAGAAGCUCUGCAGGCAUUUUGUGCAAAUAGCAAUUGUUGGAAAAAGAGGAAGGAAGGUUCCUGUUCUUCUAACCCCAUCAAUGAGAGAAUCACUUGAUGCUCUUACUGAGAGCAGAGAAGAAUGUGGGGUGCUGAAGGACAAUGAAUAUCUGUUUGCAUUGCCACAAUCUGACCAUUACCUCAGGGCUUGUGACUGCAUGAGGCAAUUUGUCAGUGAAUGUGCUGACAUAAAAAAUCCUCAAGCGCUAACAUCAAUUCAACUGAGGAAACAUAUUGCUACCCUGUCUACUGUUCUGAACCUCAAAACCACCGAGCUCGACCAGUUGGCAGACUUCCUUGGUCAUAAUAUCGCUGUUCACAGGAAACACUACAGGCUCCCAGAAAGCACCUUCCAAUUAGCCAAAGUAAAGUCCUCCUGGGCACUGGAACAAGGACGCCUAGGAGAUGUGAAUGAGACCAUUGACAUGGAGGGACCUUUAGCAGAGGACAUUGAAGAUGUCAGUAUGCUAGGAGAAGAUGGGUCAGACGAUGAGGUCAGCAUGUCAUCCCUGCAAGAAUGUCCCUCCACAUAACAAGUCCAAAACCGGAGUGUGUCUGCAAAAAAGAGAGGAAAACAAACGGCCGUCAAAAGAAGCUGGACCCCAGACGAGUGUGCUGCAGUGGACACACAUUUGAGGAGAUUUAUUGUAAUGAAUCAAGUUCCUGGUAAAGAAGAGUGUCAGCGCUGUAUUACUGCAGAACCUCAAGCUCUCAGAAACAGAGACUGGAAAGCAGUUAAAUAUUAUGUUAAAAAUCGCAUUACAGCCCUGAGAAGAAAAGUCUAGUGUACCUAAUGGAACUGAGGUAAAAAAGAGGAAGGGACCUUAAAAUGUUUUGUCUUUGGUUGUGUUCUGUUGUAACCUUUUUGUUGUUGUUGUUGUUGUUGUUGGGGUUUGCUCAGGUUUUAUGGCUGUCCAGUGGCCUACAAAUAUACAGUUAUACAAUAUACAGUUCUUAUUUAAUUUAAUUUUUUAUUUGAUGGAUGUAGGAUGGAUGUUGGAUGGAUAUUGAAUAGAUGUUUGAUAGAUGGAUGGAUGGAUGGAUGUUGGAUGGAUGUUCGAGAGCUGGGUGGAUGUAGGAUAGAUGAUGGAUGUUUGAUGGAUGAAUGUCGGAUGGAUGUAGGGUAGAUGAUGGCUGGAUGGAUGUUGGAUGAAUGUAGGGUAGAUGAUGGCUGGAUGGAUGGAUGUUGAACAGAUGUUGGAUAUAUGGAUGGAUGGAUGUUGACCAGAUGUUGGAUAUAUGGAUGGAUGUUGGAUGUGUGGAUGUUGAAUGAAUGUAGGGUAGAUGAUGGCUGGAUGGAUGUUGGAUGGAUGUAAGGUAGAUGUUGGAUGGAUGUAGGGUAGAUGAUGGCUGGAUGGAUGGAUGUUGAACAGAUGUUGGAUAUAUGGAUAGAUGGAUGGAUCUUGAAUAGAUGUUGGACAUAUGGAUGGAUGGAUGUUGGAUGGAUGUUCGAGAGCUGGGUGGAUGUAGGAUAGAUGAUGGAUGUUUGAUGGAUGAAUGUCGGAUGGAUGUAGGGUAGAUGAUGGCUGGAUGGAUGUUGGAUGAAUGUAGGGUAGAUGAUGGCUGGAUGGAUGUUGGAUGGAUGUAGGGUAGAUGAUGGCUGGAUGGAUGGAUGUUGAACAGAUGUUGGAUAUAUGGAUGGAUGGAUGUUGACCAGAUGUUGGAUAUAUGGAUGGAUGUUGGAUGUGUGGAUGUUGAAUGAAUGUAGGGUAGAUGAUGGCUGGAUGGAUGUUGGAUGGAUGUAAGGUAGAUGUUGGAUGGAUGUAGGGUAGAUGAUGGCUGGAUGGAUGAUGGAUGGAUGUAGGGUAGAUGAUGGCUGGAUGGAUGGAUGUUGAACAGAUGUUGGAUAUAUGGGUGAUUCUCGCGAAAUUAGACUUAUGAGGUGUCAUGAAACAUUUUGAUGAUCAAAGUAAAUGCUAUCAAAAUAAGAAGGAUACAGUUAUAAACAUCUCUUCAUCUACUAUUUUGCACAUGAUUUCAAAUUACAUCAUAAAUACCAAUUUAUUUAUUUUUUUCACAUUUAAGGGAAACUUUCUCAUUACCGCAACGUGUCCAUGACUGGAUUUGGGUUCUUUGAGGUGGAAUUUUUUUAUAAU
This is a messenger RNA of Carassius gibelio (silver crucian carp), 2914 nucleotides long. RefSeq lists its product as uncharacterized. The transcript is spliced from 4 exons. Gene Ontology annotation, molecular function: DNA binding. The record is from RefSeq and is a predicted model, not a curated record. Bases 53 to 1351 code for a protein of 432 amino acids. Gene Ontology annotation, biological process: DNA recombination; DNA integration. Lineage: Eukaryota; Metazoa; Chordata; Actinopteri; Cypriniformes; Cyprinidae.